AACCGAAUCAAACCUCUCAGUCACUAAAAUGAGUCGUUCAAAAAUAAGAAAUCGUUCACGACCGACACAUCACUACUCAAUAAUCCAGCAUCAAUAACCUAGCGGUCUUUAAAGAAAACAGCCCAACUAAGUGACCCAUAGCCUGCAACCCAGCAGUUGGGUCAACCAAACAACCAAGCAUUUUUGUGUGUACAAAAUGUAAAAGCAUCGAUCUCUCAAAUCGAGUUAGUUCGUCGUGAGCUAAACAACAAAAUUAGCCUUGGACCUGUAUGAAGAGAGAGUAAUCGCGCGACCCUGAUCUAGGCAGCGCGGGUUCUGAUUGGACGCAAAGACCACGAGCUCCGUGUGAUAUUGUAUUACUGCACGAGCUCUGCUGUGGCAGUGCGUGGUUAUUACUGGAAGACGAUGGAAACUAUUUGAAGACGAAUUACGAAUAGAAAGCUAUGCAAUACUGACGGUGUGAUGCUCUAUAUUUAAUAUAAUAGAGAAUAUAGUCAUUUAUCAACCUCUGCUCAUAUCUUCUCCCUUUGUUUUCAUACUGUAAAGAUAAAAGUACAUGCGUGCGUUACUCAAUUUCCAAGUUUAGGCUACUGUGCAACUGUUAUGGCUACAUUCAGCCAAACGUUAAUGAUACAUAGUGUCAAGGAGCCGUUGUUCAAGUGAAACAUUAUUCUGUGAAGUAAUGGGUUCUAAGUUGACCAGGCAGAGUAGUCUGGACCAAAUAGAAACCACAUUUUCCAAGAGGAGACGCCAGCGGCAUGACAGCUCCAGAGAAACCGAGAGGAGUGGAGGCAAGGGUGGCGGGGAGUUCUUGUUUACAUCCCUGAUGGUCAAGUCCGACAAGCUUCCAGGGAUGCUACGAAAGACCAACCACAGCCCCUACGUGAGACGGGUGGCAUGGAUCCGGGAAAUACAGAAGCUUAUCCGAGAAGAGAAACAAGAACAAGCAGUCGAAGUGCUCAAAUUGCUAAGAAAGGACUUGGGACUCCAGGGAACAUCCCUUAAUGAUAUCCUCUAUAAGAAUGCAGCCUUUCUCAACCUGGUGGAUCCAAUCUCCCAUGAGCUCCUGCUCAGCCUGGCCAAAGACAUGCAGUGCCCAAAGAGGGAGAAGGACACCCUGAAGUCGUCCGACAAGAUCUGCAGACAGCUGAUAUUCCACCUGACCCCUCACUCCAAGUGGAUGAGACAGAGCGUGCCCAGGAGGAAGUCGCAGGCCUGUCUUAAAACCACACUGAAGAAGAAACUGACCAACGAUGUGGUCAACCUGUCUGGCAUCCCUCUGUCUGGCCGAGACAUCCACCGGGUGGCCUUCUACCUCCGAAGUAACGGCGACUCUGUGUCGGCCGUGGACCUCAGCUUCACCGAGCUGCAGGAUGAGAGCCUGCGCCUGCUGCUACCCCACCUGGGCUCCAUGCCCAAACUCACCACCCUGGCCAUCAACGGCAACCGUCUGACAGUGGGCGUGCUGAAGGACCUGACAGAGAUGGUGAAGAACCCCCUGCAGUUCCCCAGCCUGGCCUGGGUGGACCUGGGCAACAACGUGGACAUCUUCACCGUGCCACAGCCUCUCCUAGUGGCCCUGCGCAGACGCUUCGGCCUCCGGAGUAGCCUGCCCACAAUCUAUGAGUACAGUGAGGUGCAGGCCUAUAGUAGUUAUACCCUGGAGACCUCUAUUGAAGAACCCAGCCUGUAUGAAGAGGAGGUGGGGGGAAAGAGGGAGGAGGAGGAAGGAGAAGAGGAUGAGGAUAAGCUGGAGCUGGAGGCGUGGGGUGUUGGGGAGAAGCUUGGGGGGAAGGUUGUAUCCACGAAUGUGGCUCUGCACUACUGUGAGAGGUGAAUGGUCAGAGCCAGCAUUGUUUAUUGACAAAUCUUUGUACCCUACUGUACCCUCACCUUGCCCUGAGUGCUGCCUCCUGUGUCAGCAUGCGUCAUCAUGACAGGAGAAGCUUGGGGUCACCAAUUUCAUAAAACACCCACUAGGAGAAAACACUGUGUUGUGUUGUCCCUUUGUAUGUUCCGAUUGCAGAGAGCUAAAGACAGUUUCAGGAAAAUGUACAGUUAUUUUGUUGGUACAGACAUUGUUAUCCUAGGAACUGCAGUGACGUUGUUACUGUGUCGUCCUCCGAAUGUCAUUAUUUAUGAGCAAAGGAAUCUUAAACAACAGGAACAAGACAGAUUAGAUUUCACCUGACUGUUUUGGCUUUCUAAUGUCAAGUACUUUUUUUCUUGUGUAUUUGAGGUACUUUCAUGUAGCACAUGCAGACUGGAUCACACAGUGGGAGGGUUUGUUUGCAUAAAUAUGCUGCUGUGUUUUAUUGCACAACACACAACAUUGACUAAAUGCUAUAAUUUCAGAACAGAUGGUUUUAAUUCACCAGAA
Oncorhynchus mykiss (rainbow trout) is the source of this 2380-nucleotide messenger RNA. RefSeq names its product leucine rich repeat containing 75Bb (gene lrrc75bb). The record is from RefSeq and is a predicted model, not a curated record. Lineage: Eukaryota; Metazoa; Chordata; Actinopteri; Salmoniformes; Salmonidae.